Chondrus crispus (carragheen) is the source of this 1188-nucleotide messenger RNA. RefSeq lists its product as hypothetical. The transcript has a single exon. The record is from RefSeq and is a predicted model, not a curated record. NCBI's taxonomy places the organism in Eukaryota, Rhodophyta, Florideophyceae, Gigartinales, Gigartinaceae. Gene Ontology annotation, molecular function: palmitoyltransferase activity. Bases 1 to 1188 code for a protein of 395 amino acids.
AUGGAACGAUGGUACCCAGGUUUUCGUCUGUCCCCAUGCACAGCCGUGCGAUUAGCCGGCUUUCUUCCAGUCCUCCUUGUCCUCGGCUUGAUCGCCCUUGCCUACAUAACCUGCGUUCUUGCCACCCUUGCCCCUCUUCGCACGCUUCACCCCUCCGUUGUCUACCCUCUACUAAUCUUUUUCCACUUUAUUUAUCUAAACGUCCUCGCAAACUACUUACUCCUCGUCUUCGCCGACCCCGGCUCGCCCCCGCCCGAUUGGAAAGCCGCCCCUCCGCCAUCACCAUUCUCCCCCCACCUUCCAACCCACCGCUUCCUCUCCACUCCCGCAUUGUCUGCUCACCCCACCCAAGCCCUGCGCGUCUCGACGCCACCAAUGACAUCCGACAGCGACGACGGCUAUCAAGAUGCCGGUAUGCUACUGCCGCCCCAAUCGCACUCCGCCCAUCCCCCCAAGCCCCUCACCUCCUCCUUCCGCUACGCCCAUCUCAUGCGCGAACGCUCCUAUGACGGAACUCUCCGCUACUGCCGUGUCUGCGCCGCCUACAAGCCCGACCGCUCGCAUCAUUGUUCCGUCUGUCGCCGCUGCAUCCUUCGCAUGGAUCAUCAUUGCGUAUUCGUCAACAACUGUGUCUCCUUCUACAACCACAAGUUCUUUAUCAGCUUCAUUCUGUACGCUUUUUUCGGCUGCCUCUUUGUUGCUAUCGUCUCGUUUCCGACAUUCGCUGCCGUGCUUUCGACAAGCCCGUCCCAUAUGAAGCCACACAGCUCGGGGGGCUGGCUCAUCGCGAAAGCACGCAUGCUUUGGGGGCACACCCCCAUCCGCGUUGUCCAGAGGAUGGACCUUAUCCAGUUUGCAAACUUGCAAGGCAUGUCAUCGACUCUCAAGACCCUUGCAAUGGUGGGCUACAUCACCAGCAUUGCGUUUGCAUUCGCUUUGGCCAUUUUUGUCAUUCUGCAUCUCUAUUUAGUCGCCAAGGGCAGAACCACCAUAGAAAUGUACGAGCUUACGGACCAGAUGCGAGUGGCGCGAGUUCUGGAGUACGAUUUGGGUUUUGCCAAAAACUUGAGAAAGGUAUUUGGUUCCGUUCCAUUCUGGUGGUUUUUCCCGACCAGGGUUUACGUCGAAGGGGAUGGAUUGGACUACGAACGUCGAACUCUCCCUGAUCUUCGCCCUGUGACCGUGUAG